Messenger RNA from Trachymyrmex cornetzi, 981 nucleotides. RefSeq names its product zinc finger protein 431-like. Gene Ontology annotation, cellular component: nucleus. NCBI's taxonomy places the organism in Eukaryota, Metazoa, Arthropoda, Insecta, Hymenoptera, Formicidae. Gene Ontology annotation, molecular function: DNA-binding transcription factor activity, RNA polymerase II-specific; RNA polymerase II transcription regulatory region sequence-specific DNA binding. The annotation marks the transcript as partial. Gene Ontology annotation, biological process: embryo development; regulation of transcription by RNA polymerase II. The record is from RefSeq and is a predicted model, not a curated record. The transcript has 7 exons.
AUGGAAUCUCAUCCGCAACGGAUUUCAAGUGAACCAACACAUAAUGACACAACAGAAUAUGUGCUUCAACCGUAUGCUACCCCCUCUGAAGCUUUAAGACAAAGUAAUAGAGAUGUAUAUACCGACGUAAAACCUCACAAAUGCGGAGUAUGUGACAAAAUAUUUAAGUACAAAAGUGAUUUGCAUAUUCAUGAAAUAACUCAUACAAGUGAAAAACCAUAUCAAUGCGAAAUUUGUGAUAAAUCAUUUAAUCGACAAUGUAGUCUAAACGACCACAAGUUUGUACAUACCGAAGUGAAAUCUCACAAAUGCGGAGUGUGUGGUAAAGCAUUUAAGAGAAAACGUGAUUUGCGUCAGCAUGAAAAUAUUCAUGCUACAGGUGAAAAACUAUAUCAAUGCGAAUUUUGUGAUAAAUCAUUUAAUCGAAAAUCGAGUCUAAACUCGCACAAGACAGUACAUAUCGAAGAGAAAUCUCACAGAUGCGGAGUGUGUGGUAAAACAUUUAAGAGAAAAAGUGAUUUGCAUAAGCAUGAAAUAAUUCAUACAGGUGAAAGACCAUAUCAAUGCGAAUUUUGUGAUAAAUCAUUUAAUCGAAAGUCGAGUCUAAACUUUCACAAGGUGGUACAUAACGAAGAGAAACCUCACAGAUGCGGAUCGAAAAUCGAUUUAAACUUGCACAAGGUGGUACAUAUCGAAGUGAAAUCUCACAAAUGCGGAGUGUGUGGUAAAACAUUUAAGAGAAAAAGUGAAUUGUAUCAGCAUGAAAAAAUUCAUACAGGUGAAAGACCAUAUCAAUGCGAAUUUUGUGAUAAAUCAUUUAAUCGAAAGUCGAGACUAAACUUUCACAAGGUGGUACAUAACGAAUUGAAAUCUCACAAAUGCGGAGUGUGUGGUAAAACAUUUAAGAGAAAAUAUUAUUUGCGUCGACAUGAAAAAAUUCAUACAGGUGAAAAACCAUAUCAAUGCGAAUUUUGUGAUAAA